AUGAUGAAGAGGAAGGAAAGCAGAAUCAGCACAAGUUCUAUAUCGACCGUAUUGGACUUUCAAAAGCUGCCAAUGAUCAGAAAUGAAAGUGAAGAUCGGGAUUUCUCGUGUCCAAUCGAGAACGUCCACAAGAUCAUUUCGCUGGCACAAUGUUCACCAUCGGUGGUAGAGAGAGUUGUCUCGCUCGGAUCUCUUUCGGACAACUUUGGUCCACUGACACCACGACGAAACACUGACGAUGAUAUGGAAGAGGACGACGAAUCUGACAUUGAAACAGAGCUGGUGAAUGUCGCUCCUAUGCCCACCAUUGGCCCAAGAACUCCCGUUGCUUCGAGGGAACAUCGUCCAUGCGAUCCUGUCGCCAAGUUCUUGCUUUCCAAAUGUUAG
Molecule: messenger RNA, 387 nt
Organism: Cylindrotheca closterium
Lineage: Eukaryota; Bacillariophyta; Bacillariophyceae; Bacillariales; Bacillariaceae
Source: the annotation of a GenBank genome assembly